AGAAGAAGAAGAAGAAGAAAAAGGAUGCAAUGUCUGAACACAUCCCGGGUAUCAACAGUUCAUUUACCAUUUGUUAAAGCAUCAAAUUCAAAGGCCAAUUCAUCAAUUUUACAAACCCGAACUCGUACUCAAAGGAGCUCAGAUGCUUAUGCUGUUGAUGAUGGCUAUGGUGAUGGGGCUGAAAAUUCAGUGGUGACACUUCCUUUACCCUCUCAUGUGAAAUCCAUUACAAGCACGUCAAACCCAUUUGUCAAGCACUGCCUCAAACUUCGAAGUUGCUCUUCUUAUCGCCAUAAUCAUGGUUCAGUUCUUGUUGUUGGCACUACCCCAAUAAGAUUAAAUAAAGAAGUUUGUGUAGGUUAUUAGCACUUCUCUUUCACACUUCUGUGAAGCAAUCCCACUAUGGAAAUAUACAGGUUUCAAGAGCAAAUGCAAGAGAGACCUACAACAAUAGAAUGCCUACUUCUUCUUGAUAAAGCUGAAAUUCCAGCAGAGCUAGAAGGUUACCCUAUUCGUGUUGUUCAUGUUAGCUCAGUGGUGCUGAAGAAACUUUCUGGGCUGCAAUCAGCUGAAUCUAUUGAAGCCAUGGCCUUAAUGAGAAUUCCGUCAACUUUCCAAAUAUUAGAUGGCAACCAGCAAGAGGGAGAUUGCCAUAGAUGGUUCCCAUCGCUUCAUCGUAUUCUUGUUCUUGACGGGAUCCAGGACCCUGGUAAUCUUGGUACAUUACUUAGAUCGGCAAUGGCUUUUAGAUGGGAUGGUGUCUUUCUGCUUCCUGGCUGUUGUGAUCCAUUUAACGAGAAAGCAAUUCGUGCUAGCCGUGCAGCCUCCUUUCAGCUCCCUGUAGUUUCUGGCACUUGGAUUCAUCUAGAAGCUCUCAGAAAAAAAUUCCGAAUGAAGAUUUUGGCUGGCCACCCUGCAAGUGAUGAAAAAUUGAAACCAGUGUCUUCGAUUUCUCAGGACCUUGCAAAUUCCUUAGCAGAUACGCCUUUGUUCAUGGUUUUGGGCAGUGAAGGAAGUGGCCUUUCCGAGCAAACCAGGAAGUUUUCUGAGCUUGUAAGAAUUCCAAUGACAGGGAAAUUUGAGUCCCUCAAUGUUUCAGUUGCAGGUGGGAUUUUCUUGUAUAUGCUACAGCCUGAAAACCACAGAUUUUCUUGAUUCUUUCCUAUAUGCACUUCUGAGUUUAUUCUUUUGCUGACAAGGGAAGAACACAUGGGUCACAGAGACAC
Messenger RNA from Ilex paraguariensis (yerba mate), 1226 nucleotides. The record is from the annotation of a GenBank genome assembly. NCBI's taxonomy places the organism in Eukaryota, Viridiplantae, Streptophyta, Magnoliopsida, Aquifoliales, Aquifoliaceae.